Molecule: messenger RNA, 1613 nt
Organism: Nicotiana attenuata
Lineage: Eukaryota; Viridiplantae; Streptophyta; Magnoliopsida; Solanales; Solanaceae
Product: UDP-glycosyltransferase 86A2-like
Exons: 2
Coding region: 91-1497 (468 amino acids)
Molecular function (GO): UDP-glycosyltransferase activity
Source: RefSeq, a predicted model, not a curated record
UGUGGUCAUUCAUACAAAACUUAUCAGUUCUCUUUCAUUGCCUCUACAACCUUUGUCUAUUUGCAUAUAGUUCAAAAUUUAUGACCAAAAAUGGUGGAUUCAAGACCAAAGCCUCAUGCAAUAUUAGUAUGUUAUCCACUACAAGGCCAUGUUAUUCCCACAAUCAAUCUAACCAUCAAACUUGCACAAAAAGGCUUCACUAUUACUUUCAUCAACACUCAAUCUACACACGAUCAGAUCACUCAAAAGAAUAGUCAGGACGAUAUAUUUUCUAGCUAUCGAGGUCUCGGGCUAGAUAUACGUUACGUGACAGUACCUGAUGGACUUCCAUUAAAUUUCGACCGGUCAUUGAACCAUAACCAAUUCAUGGCUGCUUUGUUACAUGUGUUCUCAGCUCAUGUAGAGGAAGCUUUACUGAAAAUUAUGGAGUCGAAAAUCGAUCCUCCUGUGAAUUGCUUGAUUGCUGAUUCUUUCUUUGUGUUUCCAGGAAAAUUGGCCAAGAAAUAUGGACUUUUGUACAUAUCUUUUUGGACAGAGCCAGCUUUGGUUUUUACCCUUUAUUAUCAUCUUCAUCUUUUGAAGUUAAAUGGCCACUUUGGUUGUACUGGCAAACGUGAGGACGUGAUUGACUACAUACCAGGAGUACAAUCAAUCAAACCAAAGGACCUAAUGUCAUAUCUUCAAGAAACAGACACAACCUCAAUAUGUCAUCAAAUCAUUUUCAAUGCAUUUGAAGAUGUAAGAAGUGCUGACUUUAUUUUAUGUAACACUAUCCAAGAGCUCGAACCCGAGACGAUAUCAGCUCUACAAGUCGAAAAAACAUUUUUCGCGAUAGGUCCCGUUUUUCCAUCCGAGUUCAACAAGAGUGACAUGGCUACGAGCAUGUGGUCCGAGUUUGACUGCACACAUUGGCUUGACCUACAACAACAUGCAACUGUCUUGUACGUGUCAUUUGGUAGCUAUGCCCAUCUUACCAAAAAUAAUCUUCUUGAAAUAGCUUAUGGUUUAUUAUCAAGUAAAGUUAGUUUUAUUUGGGUGCUCCGACCCGAUAUUGUCAGCUCCGAUGACCCGAACCCAUUACCAGAUGACUUCCAGGGUGAAACUCAUGGUCGUGGUUUGAUCAUACCUUGGUGUUGUCAGAAACAAGUGUUGACUCACACUGCCAUCGGAGGAUUCUUGACUCAUUGUGGUUGGAACUCGAUUUUGGAAGCUAUUUGGUGUCAAGUUCCGUUGCUUUGUUUCCCUUUGCUCACUGAUCAAUUCACUAAUCGAAAAUUAGUGGUUGAUGAUUGGAACAUUGGACUUAAUUUGUGCGAUAAAAAUCCAAUAACUAAGGACGAAGUAUUGGAGAAAAUACACCAAUUAAUGUAUGGAAAAUCAAGUGAUGAAUUUAGAAAUUCUAUCAAGAAAGUGAAGAAGACGUUAGAGAAUGCAUUGGGAGAUGGAGGAUCAUCAGAGAGAAACUUGGAUAAUUUCAUACGAAGAGUAUGUAAGUAAUAAGUUUGAAUUUCUAGAAAUUAAACUACAAGGUGUAUUUAUUUGUUGUACUAGGCGAGAAUCGUCCGUGCCAGCACGGGCCCAAUAUUUGCUGGUUUUAUGAGAAUAUAAUUGAA